Papilio polytes (common Mormon) is the source of this 1938-nucleotide messenger RNA. RefSeq lists its product as uncharacterized. Bases 180 to 1439 code for a protein of 419 amino acids. Lineage: Eukaryota; Metazoa; Arthropoda; Insecta; Lepidoptera; Papilionidae. The record is from RefSeq and is a predicted model, not a curated record. The transcript has 11 exons.
UGUCGCGGGGAGACUGCGCGCGCGCCACUCGCAGACUUGACAAGCGCGACAUAAUCUUUGCCCGAAUUACGCGCGAAAUAAUGACAGUAUCAUCUGUUUCUUAACGUCAAAAACUCUAAAAACUUUGAAAUAAAUUUUUAUGCGAGGACAGUGUAAAGAAAUUUAAUAAUGAAGCGAAAAUGUUUAUGAAGCCGGAUGUUUUAAGAUGUGUUGUGAUAUUAUUGAUUGUGUGUUUUGUUUGUAAUGAGGGAAACAAUUCAGGGAGGAAAAUUCGAUACGAUUCAUUUAAAAACAAUUCAAGUCAAAUAUUUGAUAAUCGUACUAGUAAGGAACGUACUGGAAGGGGAUUUUUUUCACAUGGUGGUCUCUUCUCCCUGGGCAAGGUGCUGAACUUCUUCCCAGUGGGAGGAGAGCGGGAGUGUCGGCCGGAAGGGCAGACCCUUGCCCGCGCGGGCAUCUGCCUCAACCCUUACGACUGUCGGCAACGUGACGGCAAAGCGGCUGGCGACUGUGCGCACGGACUUGGCGUCUGCUGUGUCUUCGAGGUGACCUGCGGGGGCGUGGUGCAGAACAACCUGACGUACUUCAUGUCGCCGGGCUUCCCGGAUCUGUGGCACGGGGAUCAGGACUGUGACGUCACCGUAGAGAAAACACACGCCGGCAUCAUGCAGCUGCGGAUUGACUUCGUACAUUUUACUAUAGGCCAACCAAAUAGAACAACAGGAGAAUGUGAUGAAGACGCGUUGAUAAUCGGCGAAGGAGCUGCCAAUUUCACCGUAUGUGGACAAAACCAUGGACAGCAUCGUCUCUGGAUGCUGCGGCUGGCGCAGAUGCCGCUGGCACACGCCGCUCCGCAUGGCUGUCUCCAGCACUACACUGACAACAAUGGUACAAUAAAGACGUUCAAUUACGCAGUGAACGGGCGACACCUCGCCUCACAUGACUAUAAAGCGUGUAUCAGGAGGAACACCGGCUUCUGCGCCGUCCGCUACCGGCCCUGCGACCCGCGCUCCUUCAGGAUAGGAUCCUCCUCUCACUCUCCUGCUGUUGCUACUGACAGUCCGCAGAUGGGUGAGCUGAUGCCGGCCAGCGAGCAGACAGAAGAUGACAUCGAGGGCUCCGGCGCUGAGCCGGCUGCUGCAGCGACCACCCCUGCGCCCUCCCUCGCUUCCAGGAUCUGGAGGUUUAUGUGGCCGUCUUGGCUGUGGGGUCAGAGGCGGUCUGCGUGCAUUUUAAAUUCCUCAUUCUCGUCGCCGGGAGUGUGCGACCCGCAUCAUUGCGGCAGCUCCUUCUGCGCGGGGCAGGCAGACUGCCACGUCGACACCUCCAUCAGCCCCUUCGCAGUGUCCGUGCACCUCGGCCCGCCCGCGCACAAAACUGACCCUGACGAGAACAUCGGCAUGUGUCUGAGAUACUCACAGCUGCCUUGUAACACAUAACCAACACGUUCACUGCUGUCAGUAAAAUCGUAAUUCUUCAUCUGGGGCGGCGGCGGGCCAAAAUGCGCCCCCAAUCAUAUUCCUGCUAGAGCGUGGCAGGUCUUUUUAGACCCACCAGCACUAGGAUAGAUUAAAUUGCUAUGUUAUUGUGGAAACAUAAUUGUAUUUUAUGUAUGUAAUGUAUAUCUAAGAAAAUCGUUUCGAACUAGCGAGAGGAAUAUAGUUUUCGCCCGCACCAGCUUCAGUAUCGCGUCAGGCCGAUUUCGGCCUGUUACGCAGUGAACGUGUUAGAGAUAAAGAUAGCUUUAUUUUUUCCUAACAGAGUUUACAUAUAUUUUUAAAUUACACGUAAGAAAUUAUAAGAUUAAGGUCCUGUCCUACCACUGGCUGAUAGAGGCUCAGAUAUCUUAAAAUACGUCAUUGUCAUAUAAGGUAACAAAAUCUGAUAUUUUACACGUUGGAUUGUUAUCAGACAAUUUACAAUUUGGUGGGACAGGCC